Molecule: messenger RNA, 1104 nt
Organism: Colletotrichum higginsianum IMI 349063
Lineage: Eukaryota; Fungi; Ascomycota; Sordariomycetes; Glomerellales; Glomerellaceae
Product: U2 snRNP auxilliary factor
Exons: 4
Coding region: 1-1104 (367 amino acids)
Biological process (GO): mRNA processing
Cellular component (GO): nucleus; nuclear speck; commitment complex
Molecular function (GO): poly-pyrimidine tract binding; pre-mRNA 3'-splice site binding
Source: RefSeq, a predicted model, not a curated record
AUGUUCCCUCUGCCCGGUGCUCCCCGCCAGCAGCCCAUAGACCCGAGCAAGCUCCAGGCCAUCAUGAACCAGCCCGGCGGCCAGGUCAACAGUGCGGCUCUGAAGCCGAGCAACUCGCGCCAGGCCAAGCGACUGCUCAUCAACAACCUCCCCCCCUCGGCGACCGAGGAAAGCAUCCAAAGCUUCUUCAACCUGCAGCUGAACGGACUGAACAUUAUCGAGAGCGCCGACCCCUGCACUAGCUGUCAGGUAUCGAAGGACAACUCGUUUGCCGUUGUCGAGUUCAGAAACGCAUCCGAGGCCACCAUCGCGCUGGCCCUUGACGGAAUCUCGAUGGAGGCCGACGAUGCCACCAAUGGGGAAGCAGCCAAUCAGGGUCUGUCAAUCCACCGGCCAAAGGAUUACAUCGUCCCGGCUGUGGUCGAUGAUGUGCCCUACGAGCCUGGUGUCGUGUCCAACGUCGUUAUCGAUACGCCAAGCAAGCUCAGCAUUGCCAACUUGCCCACCUACCUCUCGGACGAGCAGGUUUCGGAGCUGUUGGUGUCCUUUGGUGAGCUCAAGGCGUUUGUCCUUGUUCGCGACAGAAGCACAGAGGAGUCUAGGGGAAUUGCGUUCUGCGAGUACGUCGACCCUGCGGCCACGGACGUUGCCAUCCAGGGCCUCAAUGGCAUGGACCUCGGCGACAAGAAGCUCAGGGUUCAGAAGGCUAGUGUGGGCGUCACUCAGGUUGCUGGAGUGGAGAUGGGCGUCGCCGCUAUGUCUAUGCUGGCUGGAACAACCUCAACGGACUCUGGGGAGACCCGUGUCCUGCAGCUUCUCAACAUGGUGACGCCCGAGGAGCUGAUGGACAAUGACGAUUAUGAAGAAAUCAAGGAAGACGUCCAGGAGGAGUGCUCCAAGUUUGGCAACGUCCUCGACAUCAAGAUUCCUCGGCCAGUGGGUGGCAGCAGACAGUCUGCCGGCGUUGGCAAGAUCUUUGUCAGAUUCGAGAACACCGAGUCGGCCAAGAAAGCGCUUCAAGCGCUUGCGGGACGCAAGUUUGCGGACAGAACCGUCGUCACGACCUAUUUCCCCGAGGAGAACUUUGAGGUCGGCGCUUGGUGA